AUGGGCAACUGCCUCAACACGGCCUCCAAGCGGAGCCACCAUGGCAUGCUGCCGGAGGAGGAAGAGAGCCUCUCGCAGAUGAGGAGGAUAAGACAGCUGCUGCGGGAGGUGGAGGACGACUACGGCUACGAGGCAGUGGGUAUGCACUCGGUGGUGGAGGAGGAGGAGGAGGUGGUGGCCGUGGCUCCGGCGGUGGCGGCAGAGGGCCUCAAGGUGAAGAUCGUGCUGACGCGCGGCGAGCUGGAGUGGCUCAUGGCGCAGCUCAAGAGCGGCGAGCAGCGCCUCGAGGACGUACUCCAGCACAUGCAGGCCGCCAAGGGAGUCGGCGGCGGCGGUGGCUCCUGCGCCGGCGCCGACAAGCAGGCCGGCUGGCGGCCGCGCCUCGAGAGCAUCCUCGAGUGCCCGGAGACCCAAAGCUGA
Miscanthus lutarioriparius is the source of this 420-nucleotide messenger RNA. Lineage: Eukaryota; Viridiplantae; Streptophyta; Magnoliopsida; Poales; Poaceae. The record is from the annotation of a GenBank genome assembly.